AUGCAGCAUUCAGGUGGUCCUUACGGCGAAAACCUAGCCUCUGCAUUUCCCCAGCUCAACGCGGCUGGUGCCGUGCAGCAGUGGGUCAAUGAGAGGCAAUGGUACAAUUAUAAUUCGAAUACUUGUCAAGCUGGUAGAGUAUGUGGACAUUAUACUCCAGUGGUAUGGCGUAACUCGGUACGUCUUGGUUGUGCUAGGGUCAGGUGCAACAAUGGGUGGUAUUUUAUAACUUGCAAUUAUGAUCCACGUGGUAAUAUGAGCGGUCAACGUCCAUUCCUUGUUGAAGAGCAACCAGACUUUGAUUCCAACUGA
Molecule: messenger RNA, 312 nt
Organism: Solanum stenotomum
Lineage: Eukaryota; Viridiplantae; Streptophyta; Magnoliopsida; Solanales; Solanaceae
Product: pathogenesis-related protein 1A1-like
Exons: 1
Coding region: 1-312 (103 amino acids)
Cellular component (GO): extracellular region
Source: RefSeq, a predicted model, not a curated record